AGAGAAUUAACAAUGGCUACUACUAUCUCUUACAAUUUGAGAAGUCCAGCUGUAAAACGCCUUUUACAAGAAGCUCGAGAAUUACAACAAGAUCAGUGUUGCGAUUACACGGCACAGCCUCUUGAGGAUAAUCUAUUUGAAUGGCAUUUCGUCAUUCGCGGUCCUGAUGGCACAGAGUUUGAAGGCGGAAGAUAUCAUGGACGUAUACUCUUACCAUCAGAAUACCCUUUUAAGCCGCCCAAUUUGAUGCUUAUGACUCCAAAUGGAAGGUUUGAGCUUAACAAAAAAAUAUGUUUAAGCAUCACUGGAUUUCACCCAGAACAUUGGCUACCAGCUUGGGGGAUUCGCACAGUGUUGCUCGGUUUGAUUGGUUUUUUAACAACUAAAGCAAAUGGUGCAAUUGGUGGAAUUGAUUAUACUGAAUCCGAAAGAAAAAUGUUGGCUUUAAAGUCGCGUGAUUGGAAGUGUCCCACAUGUGAUAUAUCUAACAUCGAUAAAUUACCAGAUAACCUUGAUAAUGCAGAUCAAUCUUUGACUUGUAAUAAUAAAUCUAAAGUUAAUGACAUUCCUCAGUUUUCUUUUGUGUAUGACGAUGAACGACGCACGAAUACAGCCAAUUCUAGUAAAUCACCUAAAGAUUCGGAUAACAAAGAAAAAAACUCAGGGACUUUCUCCGAGUUCUCUGGUUCCGAAGUGGUUAAACAAUCAAAAAAUAUUGUUGGGGAACAAAGUUCCAUUUCAAGAGACAUUGCAUCAACACCUUCACAACAAUCAUCACGUUCACCAAGAUCAAUAAUUAUAAUCGACAUAAUGAUCACGAUUUUAGUGACUAUUGUGAUUGCCUUGGUUACCAAAAAAUUUUUGUAA
Messenger RNA from Acaulospora morrowiae, 867 nucleotides. The record is from the annotation of a GenBank genome assembly. Lineage: Eukaryota; Fungi; Glomeromycota; Glomeromycetes; Diversisporales; Acaulosporaceae.